AUGGCUGCGGACUUACUGCCAGUGCCAGGUCUGGCAUCUUUCAGAGCAAGUUUACCCUCUUGGCCUGUAGAGAAAUCGAUCGAACACCUCAUCUCGCUGUUCCGAAGAAGACAAAUACGAGGACCCAAGCCAUGCGCCCUCGCAACAGCAUGGUUACUCAGAAAAGUGGUCUCAACCACGAGGGCAACAGAGCCUGGCAAGCUAAUUUUGAGAGUGCAAGAUGUGGGCAAGAAACUGGUUGAGGCCGCUCCGAGAGAGCUUACCGUUGGUAACAUCGUGCGCAGAGUGCUUGGAGCCAUUAGGGAAGAGGAGGAGAACCGAGAAGCAGAUACUCCCUUAGGAAGUGAACCAAACUCAAUUCCACCCACCCCAGCCGGCGAACUUCCCACAUCAUUCUUGCCUGCUUCAGCCAUAGCACCAGCUAGGGACGACUCACCUCUUGGUCGGCCACAAAAUAGGCCAGCACUUCUAUCACAGCAAACAGGUGGUCCUGAAAGACGGCCUGCCGUCACGUCCAUGUUUAGCAUUAUGGCUCAUCCAACUAUGAGAGGCUCAGCCGGUGGAUCGUCACCAAUAAGAAGUGGCAGUUCCACUCCCUCCACCGUACCUCAGCCAGCACAGAAUACAGACUUUCGAGCUGAAGUCCUCGAAGCCAUCACAGAAAUCGUCGAUGAACUCGAUCAAGCGGAUGAACAAGUUGCAGGUUAUGCUCUCGACCACAUCUCUCCACAAGAAACGAUAUUUACCUACUCCACCUCACCUGUUGUCCAGCGCUUCCUGCUCAAGGCGGCAUCGAAACGAAAAUUCACCCUCAUCCAAGCAGAGUCCUACCCGAACAGCCAUAAAGCUACACAUGCAACCGUUACAGGCAGCAAGGUACCCGAGGGUUACGAGGAUCUCGACACGGAAUCAUUCUCGAAGCCCUUAAUCGCACACGGUAUCACAGUGCUACUCAUCCCAGACUCCUCCAUCUUCGCCCUAAUGUCCCGAGCCAACAAGGUCAUCAUCUCAGCUACCGGUGUCCUCAGCAACGGCUCGAUCGUCGCCGCAGCAGGCACCAAGCCACUAGUUACAGCUGCGAGAUUCCACCGAGUACCUGUAAUAGUCCUGGCCGAGACAUACAAACUGUCACCAGUCGUGCCCUACGACCCCUUUGACUUUGUUGAUUACGGAGACGUGCAGAAAGUGGUCCCAUAUCAAGAUCGGGAGAUGCAGCUGGGCUUGCAAAGUGUACAGAACCCGGUGACUGAUUUUGUCGAGAGUGAAUAUGUUGAUAUGUUUGUGACGAAUUUAGGAGGUGUGGCUACGGGCUAUAUGUAUCGCACUAUUAGGGAUCAGUACCAUGACGAGGAUUUGGAGCUAUAA
Molecule: messenger RNA, 1365 nt
Organism: Lithohypha guttulata
Lineage: Eukaryota; Fungi; Ascomycota; Eurotiomycetes; Chaetothyriales; Trichomeriaceae
Gene: GCD7
Product: GCD complex subunit gcd7
Exons: 1
Coding region: 1-1365 (454 amino acids)
Biological process (GO): translational initiation
Cellular component (GO): eukaryotic translation initiation factor 2B complex
Molecular function (GO): translation initiation factor activity; guanyl-nucleotide exchange factor activity
Source: RefSeq, a predicted model, not a curated record